ACUACUAUCCCGUCCAUCAAAAUGUUCCUGUGAAAUUUCACGGUAAUGUCACGUUUAUAUUUUGUAAUUUUCCACAUAAAAAGUGUUGGUACAUAGCUGUAAAUAGUGUCAAGUAAGUUAAUCCACAAGUUCCGGAGUAAAUUUCCACAUAGUCCGGAUCUGAAGUUAGUUCAACAGAGCAGGACACUGUGUAUUCAAACAUGGGCAAAGAAAGCAAACUCGAUGCCGAUAAGGCUCUAAACGGCUCCAACGUCGACGACGAAACGCGAAAAAAGAAAAAAAGCAAAAAACACAAAAAGCACAAGCGGAGCGAAGAGGACGAAGACAAAGCUUACAAAAAGAAGAAAAAAUCAAAAAAGGAAAAACAUAAAAGCCCCAAACCGGAAAGUGAGACAUCUCUCUCUGAUGUGGAAGAACUUAUAAAGAAGAGCAGAGACCGAAAACCUCCGCCAAAAGAACCUUCAAUAGUUAAAGAGAAGAACGGUGACACUAGAGAAAAAGAUGAAGCUUUAGAAAUCAUAUCGUCAAAUUCAGAAACAGAAAAUUACCAAGAAGACUGCGCCAGCCCUGAACUAAAUGUGAUCGAAGAUGAUCUAAAUCUUGAAGAACUUAUGAAACAAAAGGAACUACUACAAGCGUUCCUUGUCGCUUACUAUUCAGAUAAAAGUGACGAAAGUGAUAGUGAGAAAAAGAAAGAUGAUAUCAUAUGUAUCAACGAUGAUAAAUCACCGGUUGCCAAAAAGUCAAAAACGGAAGAGAAAAGAAAAAAAACAAGCAAGGACAGAUCCGCGGAAAGGGAAAAGGAACGACAUAGAUCAAGAAGGCACGAAGAAGAUUUACGAGAGAUCAUUAAUAGAGAGAAUAGGAAAGAGAUGGAGAAACGGUUAGAACAUAGGGAAAGGAAAGAGCGCGAACGACGGAAGCUUCACGAAGCUGAGCGGGAGCGGGAGCGGGUGCGCGAGCGGGAGCGGGAGCGGGAACGCGAGAGAGAAAAGAAGAGAGAGCGCGAACGUGAGCGGGAAAGAGACAGACGUGAUAAAGUGGUAAAGCGGGAUAGAGAGAGUGAAGUCAGGCGUCGAAGGUCUAGAGAGAGGACGCCGCCGAGACGGUCGAGGCGGCCGUCGGACAGAGAUAGAAGGUCGAGAGAGAGACAUAGAGAUCGGUCGAGGGAUAAGAGAGGAGGGAGCAGGGAUAGACGCAAGAACUCUGGCAGCGAAGUGGCGCACCUAGUGGCCAGUUCAUCCGACGAGCUGGACAUUUCCAUCAACACUGAUGAUGAGGAGGAAACUGAGGAGCAGAUCAUCGAGCGACGCCGCAAGCAGAGAGAACAGCUGCUCAAGAGGCUAGGCGGCGCCAAAGACGAAAAACAGGAGAAAGAUCCCGAACCCCACACGACGCCACCCAAAAUACCCGACCCCAAACCGGACCCUAAACCCGGCACGCCGGAGCCGAAACCCGAACAGAAAGAGAAGGAAGACAUACCUAAAGAAGAUAAGAAGGAGGAAGACAGAAGUCACAAGGUGGAGAAGAGGACGGGCUCGGAGUGGGACAUGUUCGCGGAUCAGGAUAACUUCGACGUUGAUAGCCCCACAGUUGGCAGACCGCGAGGCAAGAAUACUCUAGAGAAUCCCUCUCUCACAGACAAUUGGGAUGAUGCCGAAGGAUACUACAGAGUCCGCAUCGGCGAAUCGCUGGACAACCGUUACACGGUAUACGGGUACACCGGGCAGGGAGUAUUCAGUAAUGUCAUAAGGGCGCGGGACCAGGCGCGGGGCGGCGCUGACGUCGCCGUCAAGAUCAUACGCAACAACGAGAUCAUGCACAAGACCGGUCUACGCGAGCUGGAGAUCCUGAAGCGUCUGAACGACGCGGACGCGGACGACAAGUUCCACUGCCUCCGUCUGUUCCGCCACUUCUUCCACAAGCGCCAUCUGUGUAUGGUCAUGGAACCACUGUCCAUGAACUUGCGUGAGGUGCUAAAGAAGUAUGGCAAAAAUAGCGGAAUCCACAUCAAAGCAGUCAGGAGUUACACUCAGCAGAUACUACUAGCGCUGAAACUACUCAAAAAGACUGGGAUAUUGCACGCUGACAUAAAACCCGACAACAUCCUAGUGAACGAAAGCAAGCUGCUCCUCAAACUGUGCGAUUUCGGCUCCGCCGCCGUGGUGACAGAGAACGACUUCACGCCCUACCUCGUGUCCAGGUUCUACCGAGCCCCAGAGAUCAUCCUCGGCGUGCCAUACGACUUCGGCAUCGACAUGUGGUCCACGGCCUGCACUAUAUACGAACUGUCCACCGGGCGCAUCAUGUUCAGCGGCAAAUCCAAUAAUGAAAUGUUGAAAUAUUUUAUGGACUUGAAGGGAAAGAUCCCUAAUAAGAUUAUCAAGAAGGGCAUGUUUAAGGACCAGCAUUUUGAUGCGCAGUGCAAUUUCUUGUAUCACGAGUUGGAUCGGGUUACUGAGAGGGAAAAAGUAGUAGUAAUGACCAGCAUAAAACCGACACGCGACCUCCAAUCAGAGCUCGCGCCCUCCCACCACCGCCUCCCAGCCAACGAAGCGAAGAAGAUCACGCAGCUCAAGGAUCUACUCGAGCGCAUGCUGAUGCUCGACCCGGCCAAGCGCGCGUCCGUCAACCACUGCCUCGCGCACCCCUUUAUACAAGAGAAGAUAUAGCAUAUAGCCGCUCAUGUAAUACAGAAUAAAUAAUAGUACUAGGUGCAGAAGGUUCACUCUCUAACAAAACGCGACUAUUACGACAGAUAUGACCGCUAGGUGGCGCAAACACGAGCAGGCGUCCGUUCCGUAGCGGUGUGCGGCAACUACUAUGGCUAGACACCAAAAUUGGUGUGGGCGCAUGUACCUAGUACCUACUUGUACUAAUGAGAUCGUGAUUUCAAUAUUUAGUUGGAUGGUGAGCGUAUUUUUGUAAAUGUAAUAAUGAAAAAACUAAAUAUGUCAUAUUUUACAAUGAUUACACUAAAUUGGUGGUAUUAUAAGUGAAAUCAUAUUAAGUUAACUAAAUCAAUCUAAAAUGUCUAAAGCUGUUCCAAAAAUCACAAUUAAAUUGACCAGGGCACUGCAUAAAUCACACUGAAUUGAGUGAAGAUCACACUAAAAUUACUAAAUGACACAACCAUUCCAAAUCAGUUAUCUAAAUCACACCUAAUCAACCAAAAUGGCUAGUUGACUACUCGUUCUAUAAAAUUCCCAUAAAUCUGCCACCAUUGGCUACCAAGGCCUCGCCAGAAGCGAAGAAGAUCACUCAGCUGAAGGAUCUACUGGAGCGCAUGCUCAUGCUCGACCCGGCUAAGCAUAUAUUGUAUUGAAAUGACAGCUGUCAUCGUAGCCAAGCUAUGUGAAAAAUACUAUAAACCUAGGGGCCAAUUUUAUAAAGCUGCCUUUACAUUUACCGUUGACACUUGAGAGGUUUUUUGACGACGAUUGUUACUCGUAGCUUUAUAAAAUAAGGUCCUGCAGGCAUAUUAUGAAUCGCUUUAUCCAUGUGAUAACUGAUAAAACAACUAUCACUUUUUAACUCCGCGGGAUAGAAAGUGACGGACACCAUUUUAUCAGUAUCACGCUGUCACGCAGACGAACGACCUUCACAUCCGUACUGCCGGCGUAUUAUGGAUUGGAUGGAUUGAGCUUUAUCCAUCUUUUUCCACGUGAUAAAAUAACUGUCACUUUUUAACUCCGCGGGAUAGAAAGUGACGGACACCAUAUUAUCAGUAUUACGCUGUCACGCAGACAAGAACGACCAUCACAUCCGUACUGCCGGCGUAUUAUGGAUUGGAUGGAUUGAGCUUUAUCCAUCUUUUUCCACGUGAUAAAAUAACUGUUACUUUUUAACACCUUUGGAUAGAAAGUGACGGACACCGUUUUAUCACGCUGUCACGUAGACAAGAACGACCAUCAUAUCCGUACUGGUCGGAUAGAAUGUAACACAGCUUAUACAUAUGUGUCGUUAGACUUGAAAUGUAUCUGAACUUUACUUUGACAACUUUACUUUUAGGUACUUUGACUUAAAAUUUAUAAAAAUUCUUGGCGUUAUUGUGCGCGUUGGAGUUGGAGAGUCUGCCACCUAUAGUAUUAUAUAACUCGAAGGGAAGUAACGUAAAAGUAACGUAAAAACCCCAAAUAUCGCAAAAUUUUAUCCCACCCAUCGAGUUUGAAAAAUACUAUCUAAUAUUUAAACGGGCAAUUCUUGUAUAUUUAUAUAUAUAUUUCGGGGAUCUCGGAAACGGCUCUAACAAUUUCGAUGAAAUUUGGUAUAUGGGGGUUUUCGGGGCCGAAAAAUCGAUCUAGCUAGGUGUUAUCUCUGGGGAAACGCGCAUUUUUGAGUUUUUAUAUGUUUUCCGAGCAAAGCUCGGUCUCCCAGAUAUUAGUGGCUUAAAUCAGAAACAUAAGUAUAAGUACAUUAAGAACCAUGACUGAAACUUGACAUUGACACUUCGACCCAAUAUAGGUACAGUCAUCUGCAAUAAUAUAUUACACUUCGAAGGCCGCAAAAAUAUCUGACACGAUCUUAUUUGUAGAGCCAUAAGAAUGUGUCACAUAUUUUUGCGGCCUUGGAAGAGUAACAUAUUAUUGCAGGUGACUGUACAGGGGGCUCUUGUGCUGCCCAUUGCGUCGCCGUAAUUGGGCCGACUUUUAUUUUGUUGUUCUUUUAUUUCAGCGUAUGUUCUAAAAAAAUCAUCGACUGAGUUAAGAAUACGUAUCGUUUUCGUAACUCUACGAAAAAUUGCAUACCUACAUUGUUUUUAUUCCAAAUUGGGACAUUUAUCCCACCCAGAAUGAGGAGCUCUUCGAACCAAUCAAAUUCUAUCCAAAUCUAAUAAAAAUACAUCAAAAUAAAAAUCAGCCCAAGUUUGUAAAAAACCCACUACACUGCCAACCCGCGGGUUAAUGCUGUACGAAUAUAGAAAUUUUGGAGCUUGGCCAUUGACGUAUAUCUUCUCAGGACUGGUUUACGGGCAAUCAGAAUGGGGCAUGAAUGGGGCCAGUACUGCGGUGUGACACCGCUACAACGCGGUUGGUUGAUAAGUUCGCAUCACGCGCGCGAUUGGUCGCAACUAGUUGCGUUAGGCUGCACGAUUGGCUCGAAUUCGUGAGUGACACCGCUGAAUUAGUACCAUUUUUAGUGCCCGUAAGGCCCGUCCUGAUAUACGUCUUUGAGCUUGGCACUCAAAGUGUUACAUGAUUAACCCUUGUAGUUACGGAAUUAAAAUGUAUAUUUUAUAAGCUGAUAUAGAAAAUUUGGACUAGAUUGCCCUAUGUGUUUAACAUCAAGGUGAAUAUACAGGUUGUUUUAAUAUGAUCCAACCUCAAAAUCCCGAAAUAAAAUAUAACAACUUUUGUUCGCCUAAGCCUAUUUUGGCGUUAGUCUUUCAGUAUGGUCUAUAUAUUCACCUGGCGGCGUGGAAAACCCUUUAGUACGGUCAAGCAAUUUAAUUUGAGCAUCAUUUUGUAACUUGUCGCAGUGGCAAUAGUGUGAGAUCCCUAGGGACUUUCAUAAAUCAAUAUGAAAAUGAGUCACGACAAGGUACGUAAUGGUACGAAAAUAUGAAAAUGAGUCACGACAAGGUACGUAAUGGUAUGUAAUGGUACGAAAAUGAAAUUCUUUGACUGUACAUUUCUUCAACUUAACUCAGACGCUAGGCAUGGUAGUUGUGCGAUUAUCUGUAGGAUCUAAUUUCUUACUGGAAAUACGAAUCAAUUCCAUGUUAUCAAACAGUAGUUAACCUAAAUAAAAAGAUCAGACUUCUCACCGAACCGUCUCAGUUAAGCAGUGGAUGUAAAGUUAAGUUUAAUUAUAGUUAGGCGUUAAUUUCAGAAGAUGUAAUGACGUGUCAAUGAAGUUACUUAAGUUGGGAUGUGUUAGUUGGAAAUAAUUAAAUUAUUAAGACAUUUA
This is a messenger RNA of Cydia splendana, 5910 nucleotides long. RefSeq names its product serine/threonine-protein kinase PRP4 homolog (gene Prp4k). Lineage: Eukaryota; Metazoa; Arthropoda; Insecta; Lepidoptera; Tortricidae. The transcript has 11 exons. Bases 201 to 2672 code for a protein of 823 amino acids. The record is from RefSeq and is a predicted model, not a curated record. Gene Ontology annotation, molecular function: ATP binding; protein serine/threonine kinase activity. Gene Ontology annotation, biological process: mRNA cis splicing, via spliceosome; peptidyl-serine phosphorylation; peptidyl-threonine phosphorylation.